GUAAACCAAAGAGAAUCGAAAGAAACAGUCAUGGUACAACAGCGAAAUUUCUCGUGGCAAUCCAAAGAGUUGAUGCGUCGUGUUACAUGCUCUGCCAAACUCGGAAUUUUAUUAGGCUCAUCGCGCGCGUCAGAGACCGAAGGGAGGAGCUUGAAGAUAUCUUUGGUGGUGAUGGUGGAUCUCUACUGUGGUGGAAGAUAUCAAAUAUCUUGAUUUACAAUGAGAAGACAGCUAAUUCAUUGUUGCUAGGGAAUAUGGAUAAGGGUCUGAUAUGGGAAACAGCCAAGGACUUGGCGAGGAAUAGAGGACGAGUCCUCUCUCUAUACCAUCAGAUAUUAAGAAGCCUCAACUCCCGAAAACUUCUCAUGAACUUAGCAGCAAAGAUUGGCCAAGAAAGCAGAGGCUCGUGCUAUCUUCAUGCUAGGCGCAGAAGAGGAAUCCCAAUCCCUUCACAACAUUGA
Molecule: messenger RNA, 461 nt
Organism: Papaver somniferum (opium poppy)
Lineage: Eukaryota; Viridiplantae; Streptophyta; Magnoliopsida; Ranunculales; Papaveraceae
Exons: 3
Coding region: 87-461 (124 amino acids)
Source: RefSeq, a predicted model, not a curated record